AUGGGCAAAAUCCAUUUAUUUGCCGCAAAAACAUUAUUGACGUCGGUGUUGGCAGUAGCAGUGUUUGUACACGAUCACUCGUUCAGUCUUGACAUUGGUGCUGCAUUGAUACUCAGUGUUGGAUUCAAUCUAGUUGCACUGCUACGCUUUCAUGCAAAAACACGCGAGUAUCGAAGAAGGUUUUUGAGAAAGACAUACGAACCUGAUAGCAAGACGCUUCUGGGCCUUUUUGUGUGUGAGGUGCUAUGCAUGCUCCCAUUAUACUACAUCUCUGGAUACUGGAAGAUAAUGCUUGUAAAUAUUGCCUGUGUGGAGAUGAUCAACAUAUUCCUGAUUUUCAACUCGCGAAGCAGACGAACCUUCCAGCUCGAGCAUAACAAGAAAGAGUUUUUCAAGAUUGGAUUUCUAAAGACCGAGCAUUGUGAAAGCGGAGACAUCUGUCUGAGCAGAGGCGAGGUCGUUCAGAUUCUUGAUUGUAACGGAGACAAGUCGUCGGUCAGAAAAUCAGAUGGAAGAAUUUUUAUAGUAGACAGCGUUCAUAUUGACGAUGGAAUUGAAAUUGUGCUGUAA
Ordospora pajunii is the source of this 570-nucleotide messenger RNA. RefSeq lists its product as uncharacterized. NCBI's taxonomy places the organism in Eukaryota, Fungi, Microsporidia, Ordosporidae. Bases 1 to 570 code for a protein of 189 amino acids. The transcript has a single exon. The record is from RefSeq and is a predicted model, not a curated record.